GCAGUCAUCAAUUAUGGUGCUUCAUGGUGCCGUGUAUGCAGCCAGAUCCUUCCUUCAUUCUGCCAGUUGAGCAAUGAAUUCAAAAAGUUUUCUUUCAUAUAUGCUGAUAUUGAUGAAUGCCCUGAAACAACACUAAGUAUACGGUACACUCCAACUUUCCAUUUUUAUCGUGAUGGAGAACGGGUCGACGAGAUGCUUGGUGCAGGGGAAGAGAGGCUGCAUGAUCGGCUCUGGUUGCACUCUUAAGAAUGAAUGCCAUAAUGUAUGAAGUUUGAGUACCAUCCUUUGUGGAUCAUUUAAAUUUGUACUUCAAAAUAUGCUUUUUUUCUUAAAUGCUUAUAUUGCUGAAAUGCUCGAUAUUUUAAGUAAGACUUAUGGGUGCGGAGAAGCGCAUGCAAUCUCAUGAGUUACAGCUUAACCAUACAAUCUCUCUGACAGCGAUGAAUUCUUUA
This is a messenger RNA of Elaeis guineensis (African oil palm), 452 nucleotides long. The record is from RefSeq and is a predicted model, not a curated record. NCBI's taxonomy places the organism in Eukaryota, Viridiplantae, Streptophyta, Magnoliopsida, Arecales, Arecaceae.